CUGGGGAUCAAAUAAAUAACGCAACGCAUCUUGACUUGAUCAAAUGCAAGGCAAAUGCACACAAAUCUUUUGUCAAGAACUCCACCUGCAAAGCGCUCUUCUAUUUACAGGAGACCUGACUCCUGCCUUUCUCUCCCCUUUUGAACUUGCUCUAGGUGGAGAACAUCUGCGCACCACUUUCUCCUUGCGCGUUGUUGAAAUGGCGGCAUCAAUUGCUAGAUUCCCUUUGGGAGGCAGUUUGGCUUGUCGGUCAAGCAUAGUCUCACCAGUUGCGGGCGCCAGGAAUCAACACUACACCGGGAACGUCCUUCCGUUUGGGAGCUUGACGUGCAGAAGAACGACAAUACACGCCCUAGCCCCAAGGGCCUCAGGGAAUUCAGCAGACAGCAAUGCCGAGGGGAAAAAUGAUGGGGACCAGGCGCAGAAUGCGGCACGCUUUAUCUUGGAAAAGGCGGGCAUGUCAGAGACUGCCAGUUCGUCAGGGGGCGGCUGCUGCGGUGGCGGGUGCGGGGGGGAGAAGGCAGACGCCAAGUCUGCGGCACAGCAAUUUGCAGAGUUGGAGGCAACAUUUGUCACCGGCCCGAUGGAAGGUAACAUCACCCGCGACGACGUGCAAUCGGCCUAUCGGAGCGCCCCGGAUGGUCCGAGUGAAGAGAAGUUUCUUGAUAUUGCCGCCAUUCUUGCGGAAGCAUCAAACGAGUCUGAGAACUUUGUCUUUGAGGACGACUUGGAUGAGCUGAUGGUCUGACCUGUUUGUCUUUCGGAGGAAGAGCUUGCAAUGAUGUACCAUAGUAGCGGAGAAUAAAUUGCUCGCAAUUGGUUUGAUGUUUGAGGAAUAAACGGUUCUCCUUGAUAGCUCUGAGUGAGGAAUUGUCCAGGUAAUAAAGAAAGUGUAAGCAGGACGAUUGCCUAGGUUAGGUGUAACGAUUAAGCAGAACGAUUGCACUUCAUACCUUACCAGCCGGCACUGAAAAGGCUGGGCUCGGCGGCCGCAGCUUCUGCAGUUGUCAUGUUGGCAGGAAUGAGCUGGGCGGCUAGUAACAUUGCACAUGUAAACGAAUCUGGACUGACUGGCUAUCUAAUGGCUAGGCCUAGAUUGAUGAUAUGAGUGUAUGCAUGCG
Molecule: messenger RNA, 1121 nt
Organism: Klebsormidium nitens
Lineage: Eukaryota; Viridiplantae; Streptophyta; Klebsormidiophyceae; Klebsormidiales; Klebsormidiaceae
Source: the annotation of a GenBank genome assembly